GACUCUCCUUUUUAUCUCUCCCUCUUAGCUGUAUAAGCUGAGAGAGAAAUCACAAACAGGUCGGUCUCUUCUUCUUCUUGAAUCUUGAUAACAUCAAUUCCCCAAUGCAUGUAGUUUCCCUUUUUUACUGAAAAUAUCAGCCCUUAUCUCUUUACUACUUUCUUCAUUAAUAAUAAUUCUCAAAUUUCUUCUACAUAUUCACACACCAUUUUCUAUCUUUUACCAGAUCCACCACUCACCUUCUCAAAAAAAAAAAAAAAAAAAAAGGUUCCCAACUUGGGUUCUUGAAAUGAGUUCUUGAAAAAUUCUUUUUCUUUUUUUGUGUGUUGGGGUUUUCUGUUAAGUAAAAUGAAAGUGACCCAGAAAGAAAAAGAUUCAGAAAAAAUCAUCUGGGAUCAGAUGAGAAGUGUUUCCGGGUCACAAAAUCGGGUUUUACCUAAGCUUAUGGUAUUUCUUAUCCUUUUUGUUUCAGCUACUUACGUUAUUUACACUUUAAAACUCGUUUCAUCUAAAUCUUGCAACAAUGAAGAUGUCUUAACUCGGAGCAGAUUAUUCCUUCACUCAUCUGAAAUAAUCAAGAACAUCUCAAGUAAACUGAGUAACCCGACCCGUUUCGAAGAAAAACCCGAAGAAAAGGAGGAAAAAACCGGGUUGGAGCAUAUAGUUUUUGGCAUUGCUGCAUCAGCAAAGUUAUGGGGAAAAAGAAAGGAAUAUAUAAAGUUGUGGUGGAAAAAAAAUCAAGAAAUGAGAGGUAUUGUUUGGUUAGAUAAACCUGUGAAAAUAAUCACAGGUGACCGGGAAGUGCUGCCCGAGAUCAAGAUCUCAGGCGACACUUCCCGGUUUGCGUAUCGCAACCGGCAAGGGCACCGGUCAGCGAUACGCAUAUCGAGGAUUGUUUCGGAGACAUUAAGGUUAGGGAAUAUGGAUAAUGUAAGGUGGUUUGUAAUGGGAGAUGAUGAUACUGUAUUUGUUACUGAUAAUUUAGUGAGGAUAUUGAAUAAGUAUGAUCAUAAUCAGUAUUAUUAUAUUGGGAGUUUAAGUGAGAGUCAUUUGCAGAAUAUUUAUUUUAGUUAUAGUAUGGCUUAUGGAGGUGGUGGAUUUGCUAUUAGUUAUCCAUUAGCUAAAGCACUUGAGAAAAUGCAAGAUAAAUGUAUUCAAAGGUAUCCUGGACUUUAUGGUUCUGAUGAUAGAAUGCAAGCUUGUAUGGCUGAACUUGGUGUUCCACUCACCAAAGAACUUGGUUUUCACCAGUAUGAUGUGUACGGGAACUUAUUCGGUCUGCUAGCAUCACAUCCAAUAGCGCCAUUGGUAACAUUGCACCAUCUUGAUGUGGUGGAGCCCAUCUUUCCCAACGUGACUCGAGUGCAAGCUCUACGACGUCUUACAGUUCCAAUGAAGCUCGACUCAGCUGGCCUUAUGCAACAAUCCAUUUGCUAUGAUAAAGCUAACAGUUGGACCGUAUCAGUAUCAUGGGGAUUUGCAGUUCAAAUAUUCCGUGGAGUGUUGUCCCCUCGUGAAAUAGAAAUGCCAUCGAGAACUUUCCUGAAUUGGUAUAAAAGAGCAGAUUACACUGCAUAUGCUUUUAAUACGAGGCCUGUUGCCAGGAACCCAUGUCAGAAACCUUUUGUGUUUUAUUUGUCAAGUGCCAAAAUGAGUCCUUAUAGCAAUCAAACAGUGAGCCAGUAUACUCGUCAUCGAGUUCCUCAUCCAGCAUGCAAGUGGAAGGUGGCUGACCCGGCUCAAGUUGAUCGUGUUCAGGUUUUCAAGAAGCCUGACCCACAUCUAUGGGAUCGGUCUCCAAGGAGGAACUGUUGCAGAGUCUUUAGCUCAAAGGGAAAAAGCAUGGUGGUGGAUGUAGGUGUAUGUAGGGAAGGUGAGGUUGCUGAAGUAUGACGAUGUAUGACUCUCGAGCUUUUCCUCUCCUUGUAUCGUCUCUCAAUUGGUUCUCGAAUGUAUUUCUUCAUUUGUUGAAUUUACGUGAAAUUUUCUUGGAUUCAUCCAAGUGUCUUUCACUUAUGGCCACUACAUUUAGAUGAGCUAAUGUAAAAUAUCCCAGAUAUACACUAGGUAUCCUCAUAUGACGAUUAGUGUAGCAUAGUUUUUUCAGUAACUUUGAUCUUUAUCUCCCU
Lycium ferocissimum is the source of this 2129-nucleotide messenger RNA. RefSeq lists its product as uncharacterized. NCBI's taxonomy places the organism in Eukaryota, Viridiplantae, Streptophyta, Magnoliopsida, Solanales, Solanaceae. The transcript is spliced from 3 exons. The coding region runs from base 349 to 1893 and encodes 514 amino acids. The record is from RefSeq and is a predicted model, not a curated record. Gene Ontology annotation, molecular function: acetylglucosaminyltransferase activity.